Molecule: messenger RNA, 5453 nt
Organism: Marchantia polymorpha subsp. ruderalis
Lineage: Eukaryota; Viridiplantae; Streptophyta; Marchantiopsida; Marchantiales; Marchantiaceae
Source: the annotation of a GenBank genome assembly
UCACAGACUAUGAAGGAACACGAUUUUUGUGUUCGACUGUUGUCAUCACCUUGAUCGCUCACACGAUUCAAUGACAAGAUCUGAUUGAAGAGGAUGCAUGCGUUUUUCCCAAGCUAGCCAUCGUAGUGUCUGUCUUCCCGUUGGUCUUCAUGCAGCUAGAUUCGCAGUCUCCCAGUACAAGUGUACAUCCUGUUUUUGCACAACUCAGAGCUCGUCACAUCUGAGAAAUCUGCUACAUCAUGCAUUCUAUGACAUUUUGCUUUCACAUCGCGCGAUCUUUGCUAAGAACUUGAUUUCAGAUACUCGCUGGUUCGCUCGUCAGACGCAAGGUCCGCUGCCCGCUGCUGCGCUCAUCGACGACGACGUUGUUGCGUUCAAAGAGAGGCAGAGCAGAAGAAGAGAGGCCGUGCAAGAGCUCCGACAUCUUUGAUUUUCUUCUUCCCAGCCAGCGUCGGAAGGCACACGAGAUACUCGCUGGUUCGCUCGUCAGACGCAAGGUCCGCUGCCCGCUGCUGCGCUCAUCGACGACGACGUUGUUGCGUUCAAAGAGAGGCAGAGCAGAAGAAGAGAGGCCGUGCAAGAGCUCCGACAUCUUUGAUUUUCUUCUUCCCAGCCAGCGUCGGAAGGCACACGAGAUACUCGCUGGUUCGCUCGUCAGACGCAAGGUCGCUGCCCGCUGCUGCGCUCCAGUCGACGACGACGUUGCUGCGUUCAAAGAGAGGCAGAGCAGAAGAAGAGAGAAGUCUCAUGCCCAGCAGACACUACGACGGGAAGAUAAGUUUCUUCGGGAGAGCCGGCUUUCGGAUCGAGGAGAGUGCUUCCUGUAGGCCCGGUUACAUUUCGCUCGCGCAUGCCAAGCAGGAAACGUUUCUUAAUCUCUGAGAGUGGAGGAGAGUCCAUCUUCAGUCACGCUGCUGAACUGGCGACACGGGAAAUGGACUCCGCACACGAGGAAUUGGUGCUUCCCUACGCCAUCCAGGUCCUUGUACAGCGUCUGGAAGGACAAGGCGAGCCUAUAACGGAGCUUCCCGAUUUAACCAAGCUAGUAUUUUGGGAGUUCUUUCCGCGGAGUGAAGCACCCUCGACAGUCAUAGGGUGGCGAAGCCAAGUGCGUCGUCGAGUGCUGGAGGCAAUCGGCAGCUGCAACACCUUUGAGAUUCUGGACGUGGGCAAUAUUUGUGGGGGAUAUAUAUCAAUGUUGACGCCGAGCGAGUGGGAGGUAGUUCUCAGAGGUUUCAGGUGUAGCACCGUUCUAAAAAAGAUAACCGUUAACCGUGGUGGGUUAUUCUAUUCAGAUGAUGCGGAUAAUGAGAGCUUUUGUUUACAGCUGGGGAGAAUUCUGAAUUCGUCUAGCGUAACAGAGUUAGAACUGGGUGGGAAAUUGAGUGCCAGAUGUCUCUCGAAUCUCGCCUCAGGUCUGCGAGGACGUUCCGAUUCUAAACUCAAGUCUUUAGAUUUAGAGUGGGGGGCGUGGAUGGACCCGAGUGGGGUGAAGUAUGUGGCUGACAUGAUCAAUAGUGCUCCUCUAUUAGAAACGUUGCGUUUAGGCGGACGUUUAGGCGGACGUUGGGAGUACAUGGAGGACGAGACCGUUGGAAUCCUGUCCCAGGCUUUGAUCCAGAGCUUGGCUUUGAAAGAAUUUACCUUAGACUACGCGGGGAAGUGGGCACGGCGCUUGUUGCUGAAAGCAUUGGCCGGAGACGAUCGCAACCGAUCCAUUGAACGUCUUCGGCUGAGGAACAUGAAGGGACUCGGAGACUGGUUAAGGGAACUUCUUAUUUCCAACCCAUCAUUGAAGGAAGUGGAGCUCUACCCAUCAUUGGAGCUCUACCCAUCAUUGGAGGAAGUGGAGCUUGUCAUGGAGCCUGAGGAAUGGCACAAGCUCGGCGAAGCCAUACGUGACAAUGCCAUAGCGACAACUAUACUUGUUAGGUAUAGUUGUCGUGGUGAAGAAUGGAAGUCAAUAGAAGCUCUUGCUCGUUCUGCUAGCUCCGAUGUCAAUGACCCCACAGUGGAGCUUGAACUCCUUAUCCUUACUGGGAGUGAAGAUGAAGUGAUGUUAUCAUUAAACCUAUUAAGUAGGGUACUGCGAGGGGAAAUCACAUCUCUGAAAUCUCUGAGUAUAUUCUUUCAAUCAUCGCUAGAUUAUAGAAAGAUUAUCACGUUCAGUAUACCCCCUAUGAAUGGAAAAAGUGGAGAAACUUCAGUCCUGAAGAGACUGGAAUUAUCUGUCCGAAGAGAAGAUCUUUCGAAGAAGCAAUGGGAGGACCUGCUUCGGUGCAUGCGAGGGAACCUCACUCACUUGGAUUUGUCUGACUCCGAACUCGACGAGAAGGCGUUCAGGGACCUGAUGGGGGUCCUGCAAGUUAACUUGGCUCUCCAGGAAAUCGACGUCUCCCGAACAUCAUGGGCAACUGACGGAAAGGCGGCGCAGAUUGAAGAGGCCCUGAAGCAGAAUCAAAAGCGGGCCGUCUACAUGUCUGUGUUCCGAGAAGCCAACUUAACAUUUGGAGAUGCAAAAGCUGGUAGACUCUUCUUAUGCGGCUCUCCUAGAGCAGGAAAAACUCAACUGCGUAAAACCCUGAUGAGUAUCAAUCAUAGCUGGCUACUCGGAAGCAGUCUAUCCAUUGAUUGGGUAGACUGCUUCCGAGUAGCUGAACGACUCUGGAGGACCAAAGGCAUCGAAGUGGAGUAUUUGCAAACUAUUGACAAAAUGCAAAUCUCAGUUUGGGAUCUUGCGGGACAAUCAAUUUUUCGUACCCUUCAGGAUGUGCUAUUUCCUCAAACCAACAAUUUUUGUGUUUUUCUUUUUGUGUAUAGCCCUUUUUGUGACAACACAUCUAAAAACAAACCAGACUCUUGUUUCAAAACCGAGUUGGAGGAUUGGUUAAGCUUCAUCACAUCCAGUGUUAAGAUCACGGGACGUGAUCUUCCCCAAGUUUUUGUUGUCAUUUCUCACAAAGAUAAAGCCAAAUACAGCUCUGUGAGUUGGACUCAGACCAUAAUUGAAGAACUCAACCAAAGAUUCGCAAAUUUUGUGGAUCUACUCCCUGUUCAAGAGUGUUUUCAUGUGGAUGCUAGGAAUAAAAAACAAAUUAUUCCUCUCAACCGUCACAUUCUUGAAAAUUUUAACAAGUUGUUGAGUGAAAAAUCUCCACAAGUUCCUCUAUUAUGUUCUCAACUCAUCUCCCUCUUCGUUGCAGAAACCAAGAAGAACAGAAGUUGCCCUCUGUGGUCAUAUGAUCAAUUUCAUGAUUUUUGUGCUCCCUACUUGAAAAAAUUCAUUCCUUCUUCUUCUCGUCACUUUGAGGAUGAUUCGAAGAUAAUGGAGUCUAUCAUAUUCUACUUGAAUGAGGUUGGAUCUAUCAUAUACAUUUCCAACCUUAAGUACAUCAUUGUAGAUCCCAACUGGCUUACUAAUACCUUCCUGGGUGAGCUGAUAGCUCUUGGUCAAAACUUUCAAGCUCAAGAGACAGAGUUUUCUAAUAGAACGUGCUCAUACGGUGCAAGCAAGGACGGAUUUGUGAGUGAGAGUGUCUUUGUUCGGUUGAUAGAAGAGUUUUUGCGAGAGCAAGCACAUGGCCUGAGUGGUGUGGGCAGAGAGCAGCUUGAAAACAUCCUUGUCAAUUUAGAUUUGUGUUUCAAGCUGGAAGAUAGUUCUCAGUAUUUCAUUCCUUCCUUCAUCCCUGAGCAUGCAAGCAAGGAAGAACAUGACCAUCAAGAAGGGGCGCACUUGAAGUUGAUGUGUUGGGAAAAUACAAGAGAGAAUUCACAGUUUGUUGGCAUUCGGAUUCAGUGCCAAGAUGGGAGAACAAUGUCAUUGACGGCUGCAUUUUUUCCACGCUUCCAGAUGUUCAUGAGACGCAAGUUGAAAUCCGAUAUGCAUGUUCUCGAGGAGAAUAUUACCUGCUCUCGACAUUAUCUACGACUUUUUGAUGAAGGGCAUCAAAUAUAUAUCGAGCACGUUCACAGUGAAAAGUCUCACAAAUACGUAGAUGUUUUGAUGUUAUGCUCAAGGCAUAAGUCAAGGGAGGAGGCUACUAAAUAUGUGAUGAGGCAUAUCGUCCAUGAAUUGAUAUUGUUUUGCGCAUCAUCAAAAGGCUGUCCCGGGGUGGCGUUAGUGCUAGGUGUGAUUCAAACAUUUUGCGUGGAGAAGCGGAUUCCGAGUCAUCUCAGAGGAGCCAUUCUGAUCGAGAAGCUGAAAUCGGACUUCAUUUGUAGCAUCAAAAACAAACUUGAGGAAACGUCAAUGGAAAGGUUGCACUUGAUGGAGAAGAAGGAAGAGUUGUUCAACUAUGAGCACUGUUGGCCCCAGAUUGAAGGGCACACUGGCGGAAUAUCCGAACGAGCAAGAGAUUUGUUGUGGGAGAGCGAUGUGGAAGCAAUUGUGAACGAGAUUCGACGGAAACAAAUUGAAGAAUUGAAGUCAUUGCACGAAGGUCUAAGUAGCGUGGACAAUGAUUUGUCUCAGUGUUAUCCUGAAGCUGAAAACAUGGUUAGCGACUCAAAUUUCCCGCCAAUGAAAGACCUCAAAUCACUCACAUCCAGGUGCUUGAGUCGUGCCAGCACAAGUGUGGAGAAUUCAAGUGUGGAGACCCAACUUUUUUUGUUCAAGAUGGACCAGCUAAAAGAAGAGCUUGUACAAAAGUUUGAUGGUUUGGACGAGAGGUUGAGAUUAGUGCAGAGCAUUCUGCAGAGAAUGGAGAUGAAGAUGGGACAAAUACUCUCUUUGCACCAAGAACUGCAGUCAACGCUGAGUGCAUUUGUGUCUAAAGUGGACAGGAUAAUUCAGUAUUCUGAUUCGCUUCAGCAGGCCAAAAUGCCCAAGCGACCUUACGUUACAAACGAUGUUGGUCUCUUCUAUAGAAUGAGUGCGCUUCUGCAUAAUGGGACAACCGUCCGCUUACAAUUGAUGUGUGAGUCAGUGACUGGGUUUCACACGGUCAAAGAUCAAGAAGGUUUGAAGAUACGCUUGGAUCAGGGGAAUAGCUCGUGGAUUCGAAAAACUAUCGAAAUCUCAUACAAAGUCAUGUAUUAUGCUCUCAAGGCUGGACUGGAUAAGACAGUCAGUUUGGGCGGGGCGAUUCCGGACUGGGGAGAUUUAAAAUCUGAUAUUGUUCAACUAGACGGUAUUAGUGAUGAUGAUCAUAGGGCAUUUCUCAAAGGCGGGGAAAACAAGGAGCUGCAAGAAGCAUGGUUGAGGAUUCAGCAAACUCUUGCGCCUCAGCUUCAAAAUCGUUAUUCCGAAAUCUUCAAGUUGUAUCAGGUGAAAUAUGUCAGUUUAGAUAAAGGUGGGCAUGCAUGGGUGUGCGAGAAGUGCAUGAAUAAAGGCCUUCGUUGUGGAAUUUUGACAUGUUAGGAUUUUGAAGAGGUUAGAAUGUCACUAUGCAAUUGACAAGCAUAUGUUUAGACCAUCAUGCAAUAUACAACUCUGCAAAUUCUUCCUUGCAGUU